This is a messenger RNA of Mangifera indica (mango), 1402 nucleotides long. Its product is annotated as imidazoleglycerol-phosphate dehydratase, chloroplastic-like. Gene Ontology annotation, biological process: L-histidine biosynthetic process. Gene Ontology annotation, molecular function: imidazoleglycerol-phosphate dehydratase activity. NCBI's taxonomy places the organism in Eukaryota, Viridiplantae, Streptophyta, Magnoliopsida, Sapindales, Anacardiaceae. The record is from RefSeq and is a predicted model, not a curated record.
UAAAUGAUACCUGUUUAUAUAAUUUGACCAGUAAGAGUUUGAUAUUUUAAGGGAAACAUAAAGCUGUGCGUUUUAGCGAAAACAUCUUGACAUCUCAACGGUGUCUAGUGCUAUGAUACAAGUGCAGCUCUCGUCUCAGCUCUCCUCCGCCCCACCUCGCCUACUCUCUCUCAAUCGCAAAAUUAAGAUUAAUCUUCCUCGUAAACUUCUCUGUCCAAUCUCUGUACACUCCCCUUCCUCACCACUUUCUUCAAAUCAUGAUCUCCACGUGAACACCAUAACCACACGCGCCUCUCUGAAUACAGUACUACCACCAACAACAACGGCUCCGCCUUAACUUCUUGAACUGCCGAUUCUGGUCGAAUUGGAGAAGUGAAGAGAGUGACAAAAGAGACCGAUGUUUUUGUUAAGAUUAACUUGGACGGUUCCGGAGUUGCCGACUCCACCACUGGCAUUCCCUUUCUAGAGCACAUGCUUUUUGACGUGCGCGUGAGGGCAACUGGAGACGUUCGCAUUGAUGAUCCUCACACGAAUGAAGAUGUUGCGCUUGCCAUUGGAACUGCAUUAUUGCAAGCCCUUGAUAGGAAAGGAAUGAACCAGUUUAUGGACUUUUCAGCACCUCUUGAUGAAGCAUUAAUACAUGUUUCAUUGGAUUUAUCUGGGAGAUCACAUGUAAGUUAUGAUUUGCAAAUUCCUACGGAGACAGUUGGAACAUAUGAUACUCAGCUUGCUGGGAAAAAUUCUCACCAUAUUAUUGAGGCAACCUUCAAAGCUUUUGCAAGGGCUCUUUGGCUGGCAACCGAGGAAGACCCACAACACCAUGAUACCAUACCAAGGUGUAAUUGAGAUUAAAUUUUAUCAAUUUUGAAUGCAUAAUGUUUCAUGUUAAAAAGUUCUGAAGUUGAUUAUAAAGACAGCUACAGUUGUACUGCAAUAGUAUCAUUAUUUGGCAGAAGACAUUGUUGAGUUCUUCAUGUCAGGGGUAUAUUCCUGCUGCAAAACAGCUUUUUCCUGCUACUUCUGAUUACAUCUUCAGAUAUGCUUUCUCAUUAUUAAAAACUCUACUAAUCGUUGAUACAAUGAGGGUGUCUUUGAACUUUCACUUUCAUGACAUCAAAUAUUGUAGCCAUUGACCAUAAGAUUGUAGUCCAAAUUUCUUUUGUCUUGGGCAUCAUUAGACAGCUGAAUGCAUAGCAGAGUUGUUAUUAUUCAUUAUGAGGGUUCUUCACAGUAUCCUCAUGAACUGAUGAAUUAUAUAUUGUUACAGAAAUGUGAUGUACAGUCAAAGGUCAUGUUACUCCUGUUGGCUUCAUCAAUAUUUUUUAGCCUGUACCACAAAGAAAAUUUUAACGUGUAGAACUUUAUUUCUAUUAUAUUGGUUAACUAGAGAUUGAAGCACUAA